AUGGGCGACACGGUUCGAACCGACGUUCUUAUCGUCGGGGCCGGUCCGGCAGGAUUAAUGGCUGCCGCAUGGAUGGCUCAAACGGGUGUGCAAGCGAUGAUAAUUGACCAAAAGUCGCAUCACACGCGAUGCGGUCGCGCCGACGGGCUAGAAAGCCGAACAUUGGAAAUCCUAGAUAGCUUUGGCCUUGCAGACAGGGUCUGGGCAGAAGCGAACCAUACGGUAGAAAUUGCCUUAUGGGGCGGCACAGUCGACGGAAAACUCCAAAGACAGAGCGUUACUGCGAAUUCACAGCCCGGAUGGUCCCGAUUCUAUGAAUCCACGCUCAGCCAAGCCAAAGUGGAAGAGUAUCUCAUGGAAUAUGUCCGGGGCCGUGGGAACGUUGAAGUCAGACGAGAGACAACUCCAACCACUUUAGAGAUCGAUUACGAUACGAUCGAUGACCACAGUAAGUUUCCAAUUCGCAUGAAUCUAGAGAGCAUGGCUUCUUUGCCGAAGCCUUAUUUCAAUGGGAUGGACACCCCCGGGAGUGAUACGAGCAGCGAGCCAUAUUCGGAUGAUUCCGGAUAUGCAGGGAUGGACACCGUGGUAGAAGCCAAAUAUAUCGUGGGAUGUGACGGAGCGCACAGCUGGCUCAGAAAACAGCUCGGGCUCGAACUCGAGGGAGAAAGCUCGAGUGACUUUUGGGGGGUUUUGGAUAUUAUCCCCCUCACUAACUUCCCCGAUAUACGGAAACGGUCCAUUGUAAAGACAAAGCAUGGAACUCUCAUGAUGAUCCCGCGGGAGAGAAAGCUUGUCCGUAUCUACGUUGAGCUCCACCCAGAUGUGGCCGCGCGAUACAGGGAAGAACAAGACGGCGAGGUCCUCAUGAACGAGGUUGAGAAGAUCAUGUGGCCAUAUAUAAUGAAGACGAAACAUAUCGACUGGUCCACGGCAUACACGGUUGGCCAGCGGGUCUGUCGAAAAAUUGGGCUUCAUAACCGCAUCUUUCUUGCCGGUGAUGCGAUCCACACGCAUUCCCCCAAAUCAGGCCAAGGAAUGAACGUAAGCAUGCAGGAUACGUUCAACCUCGGCUGGAAACUCGCCUCAGUCAUCCAAGGCACCUUGCACCCUAAAAUCCUCGAGACAUACCAACAAGAGAGGCUACCUGUAGCCGAACGAUUGAUCGCACUCGACCAGCGGAUCUGCCGUGGAAUGUGCAGCCGCAGGGAUGUGGACAAUGAAACAAGCCACGGUCACUUCCAUGAGGACCACAAGCGAGCAAUGGAGCAAGAGAACUCGUCCGCCUCGGGCCUGGCCGUGAUUUACGAGCCAAAUCUACUCGUGGCAUCGACUACGCCUUGUGUGGCAGGGGCCAAGCCGGCAAAUGAUGAAAUGGCGCUCAGCCACAGCAAGCGUUCUCUGGCGACAAACAUCCAGGUCGGAGCGCGGAUUCCAAGCAUGCUGAUCAUUAACCAGAGUGACGCGCAACCAUGCCAUUUGCAGCAGAUCUUGCCCAGCACGGGGCAAUGGAAUCUGAUCAUUUUCGGGGCUGAUAUUGCGAAUCCGCGCCAAAUGUGGCGUCUCAGCCACCUGGAAGAAACCCUCGGUCAGCCCGAAUCCGUCAUUCAGAGGCUAAACAAUCAGGCAAGCAUGACGAGACGUGGGGUUGCAUGUGUCGGAAUGUACCUGGUCCACUGUGCAGACAGACUCGGCAUCGAACUUCAGGAUCUGCCGACGAUCUUCCGUCCUUGGACGGAGGACCGAGGAGUGGACUACAGCAAGGUAUGGGUGGAUGAAGAAGCGUACCACCACACUGGCGGAGGUCAAUUGUAUAAAUCAUUUGGCAUUGGACCCGAGGGCUGUAUGGUGUUAUUGCGACCGGAUCAGCACCUGGCGUUUAUAUCGGACAUGGAUGAUGUUAAGGGAUUGGAACGAUUUUUGAUGUCCAUCACGCCGGAGGAAUGUCGGGCUCCUGAACACUGUUAA
Messenger RNA from Penicillium hordei, 1968 nucleotides. Its product is annotated as putative FAD monooxygenase. The coding region runs from base 1 to 1968 and encodes 655 amino acids. The transcript has 5 exons. Gene Ontology annotation, molecular function: FAD binding. NCBI's taxonomy places the organism in Eukaryota, Fungi, Ascomycota, Eurotiomycetes, Eurotiales, Aspergillaceae. The record is from RefSeq and is a predicted model, not a curated record.